Messenger RNA from Phyllotreta striolata, 1280 nucleotides. NCBI's taxonomy places the organism in Eukaryota, Metazoa, Arthropoda, Insecta, Coleoptera, Chrysomelidae. The record is from the annotation of a GenBank genome assembly.
AAGUAAACAUGGCGGCCUACAAUAACAAAAAUAUGCAAAACCAUUCUAACGACUUAUUAAAUUAUUAUUUAACAAUGAAUAUAAAUAAUAUAUGUCGAAUAUGCUUGGAGAAAGGUCCUAAAUUAAUGCCAAUAUUCGAUCCCAUUAAGCCUCCGCAUUUUUCAAUUUUAAUAAUGGCUUGUGCCGCUGUACAGGUAUUGCAAGGUGAUGGUUUGCCUCCUUAUAUAUGCCAAAAAUGUAUAUCUAAAUUAAAUAUAGCGUUUCAAUUUAAAACACAAUGUGAAUCUUCUGAUGCGAAAUUACGGCAAUGUUUUGAACAAUUCAGCUUACCUACAGCACCUGAUCUAUCUGGUUUUAUGGAAAUAAAAAAAGUUGAUAAUUCUAAUGGGCAAGAGACAUAUAGAGAAAAUAAUGACGGUGAUCCAAGUCACCUACCAAUGGAAUCUCAUCAAACUUUACAAUUGGACGAGAUACACAACAACAGUAUUGAAUCACCAGAUACUCAAAUUUUGCAAACAGUAGAAAUAGACACGAAUGCAGAGCAACCUUUCUACGAAAUUGACAAAACUGAUUUAGUGCAUCUCAAACCAGAAUAUGCAGAUAAUAAAGUAGAAGAUGAAAAAGUAAACAUAAAAGCGUUAAGCAAAACGAAAUCCACGAAAAAGAUUAAACAGCACGAAUGCAAUACUUGCGGCAAAGUAUUUCGAACAAAACCGGGUUUAGUCCAUCACAUUCGAAUUCACACUGGAGAAAGACCUUAUAUAUGCCAUCUUUGUGAAAAGAGGUUCAUAAAUGGUGGGCACCUACAUACCCACAUGAGAACGCAUACGGGAGAGAAAAAUCACAUAUGUGCUGCUUGCAAUAAAGCAUUCGCAACGGCACAACAACUAACAAAACAUACGAUAGCAAUUCAUACAUCUGAAAGGCCGUACGGCUGUACUUAUUGCCCUAAAAGGUUUGCAAGUUCAAGUAAUCUCAAUACGCAUACGAAAAUACAUACAGGAGAGAAGAAUUACCAUUGUGAUCAAUGCGGUAAGGCCUUUUCGACAAAAGGCCAACUUUAUCAGCAUAUGCUUAUUCACACAGGAGAGAAGGCUUAUUUAUGUGAGGUGUGUAACAAAAGAUUUUCACAAAAAGCGCAUUUAGUUAGACAUUUAAAAACUCACAGAACGUGAAAGUCUCGCUUUCGCAAUUUUUAAGCAUCACAAGUUUUUAUUUUUUUGGUAACCGAAAUAAUCCCUGAUUAAAAUUUAAUCAAUUUAUAAUUAAGCGACUUGUAA